CUCUGUCCCGUCUUGUUGUUGUUGUUGUUGUUGUUGUUGUUGUUGUUGUUGUUGUUGUUGUUGUUGCUGUUUUCGCCCCUCCGAGUCCUCUCCGUUCCGGUGGAUUCAUGCUCAGCUCUCGCCCUCCUCGGUCGCCAUGCAGAACAACCACCAUAAGGAGCACCUCUACAAGAUCCUUGUGAUAGGGGACCUGGGGGUCGGGAAGACCAGCAUCAUCAAGCGCUACGUCCACCACAACUUCAGCCCCAACUACCGCGCUACCAUCGGGGUGGACUUCGCCCUCAAAGUCCUGAACUGGGACCAGGAGACGGUGCGCCUGCAGCUGUGGGACAUCGCGGGUCAGGAGAGGUUCGGCAACAUGACCCGUGUGUAUUACCGUGAAGCCAUGGGAGCCUUCAUCGUGUUCGAUGUGACGCGGCCCGCCUCCUUUGAGGCCAUCACAAAGUGGAAGGAGGACCUGGAUUCCAAACUGACACUUGCCAACGGGAAAAACGUGGCCACUGUGCUGCUGGCAAACAAAUGUGACCAAGGUCGAGAUGUGCUGACCAAUAACGGAAUAAAGAUGGAGCAGUUCUGUCAGGACAACGGCUUUGUAGGAUGGUUUGAGACGUCCGCUAAGGAGAACAUCAACAUCGACGAGGCAGCCACCUGCCUGGUGAAACACAUCAUUGCGAGCGAGAACGACAUGCUGCAGUCAGAGAUUCCCGACACCAUCACCCCUCAGUUAGAGAAGGACCGAGGCGGGACGUGCUCCUCCUGCUUCAGGUCCCAGUAACGUUAACACCCGGCAGCCGGGUGUCCCUUUUUUGUGUGUCACUUUGCGCUGAGUCGUGGGAGCAGGAGGAGGCAGAAACACUUUGGCGGUUUUAGGGAGGGAUGGCGAGGGAGGCAGCUGGCUCAGAAGCAGAUUGAGACAGAGACAGAAAUAGAGGAAGGGAGAUGGAUGCAGCUGUGUGGCCUUCUCCGAGACAAGGUCACCCCCCCCACUUCAAGCCUUGACACUGAAACAUCAGUUACCAUGGUGACACAGUUAACAAACAAAUGCACAAAUCACAGUAUAUCUGUACUAAAGGUCGGCAGAGAUAAUCACAUUCUCCCUCCUUACUUUGACCUAUUCCACAAUUAUUUAUAAGGUGCAUAUUUUCUCCUGUCACCAUGUGAAACAUGCAUGUUUAAAACUCUAUAAUAAACAUGAACGUGUGUUAAGAUUUCCUAAAAUGAAAGAAAGAACAGUGUCUGUUAGUAAUGAACUCUUCAGUGGUUUUAUAUUACGUUUUAUUCCACUGUAAAAUAACUGUAAGAUUUGUAAUUUUGGGAUUAAUGCAGAUAUGUAUCCACUUAUCUACAUAUUAUAUACAGCAAACAAAGUCCAGUUGUAGAACCAAAGAUGUUUUCAGUUUUCUAAGUGUUCAUAUGAAUAAAAGCUUUUACUGGCUGUUA
Molecule: messenger RNA, 1440 nt
Organism: Austrofundulus limnaeus
Lineage: Eukaryota; Metazoa; Chordata; Actinopteri; Cyprinodontiformes; Rivulidae
Gene: rab38a
Product: RAB38a, member RAS oncogene family
Exons: 3
Coding region: 137-775 (212 amino acids)
Biological process (GO): phagosome-lysosome fusion; endosome to lysosome transport
Cellular component (GO): lysosome; phagocytic vesicle; trans-Golgi network
Molecular function (GO): GTPase activity; GTP binding
Source: RefSeq, a predicted model, not a curated record